CAGCUCGAGACAAGCCGUAGGCGGCCGUUUUCAUUUCCACGGGCAGUACUUUUCCGCGUAAUUCGGCCCACGUGUAAUACAUUUUCUCCAGCAAGAAUGGCGAAGGCUACAUUCCGCCAACGUGGGAACAAGUUCUGAGACUCAGGCGGCGUCGUCUGCUCGCGCUCGGACGUCGUCUGCUAUAUACCUGCUCGGCGCACCUUGGCGGAGCGGCGAUGAGCUACAACAUCGAGGAGUCAUGGGUCCUCGCUGGAUCGUGUUACGAAGGGAUGACCGAAGUGUCGUCACCCAGCCACAGUGCGGACGCUGGACGCGAGUUUGAAGACGACCUGCGCAAGGCUCUGGACGAAGCGCCCCCAUUAAACGAGAGUCGAGACGUGGUUCACUCUGGAGGCGCAAUGCCUCACCCGGAAGGUCAUCGGCCCGCCAGUCAACAGCAGCGGAGUAAUGUGCCGCCGAGUUCGUUCAGUUCACCCUGGGCUGCUCAGCCACCUGUGAAAAAUGAGGCUUGUGGAUUCCUGCUUGGGUGUGGACUCCCUGCAGUGAGACACGCAACCACAAGUGUACCGCUUACGACACCAAGUCCAGUGCAGAAUGGCAGCGACCCCCGGGUGACCAAGGCUGGCCAGUCCAAGAUUGACUACCUCCGCCAAUGGAGCGUCUCCACUUACAAGUGCACAAGGCAGAUGCUCUCAGAGAAGCUAGGGAAGGGUACAAGGACGGUGGACACCGAGCUGGAAGCUCAGAUUGAACAGUUGCGGGACACGCAGGCGAAGUACUUGCACGUGCUGCGCCUGGCGCGUGCCCUCGCCUCGCAUUUCCACCAGGUGGUUCAUACUCAGGGCUGCCUGGCAGAAGCAUUCCAGGAGCUUGCACACCGCAGCCCACCGCUGCAGGACGAGUUCCGAUACAAUGCCGAGGCGCAGCGGUCACUGAGCAAGAAUGGCGAGACGCUGCUCGGGGCGCUCAACUUCUUUGUCUCCUCCCUGGCCACCCUUUGCCACAAGACCAUCGACGACACGCUCCUGACGGUGCGACUGUACGAGAGCGCACGCCUGGAGUACGACGCCUACCGCACAGACCUCGAGGAGCUCACCCAGGGCACGCAGGGCACAGCCAUCUCCUCCAAGAUGGACGAGGCCCAGCGCAACUUUGCCAUCCACCGGGACAAAUACGAGAAGCUCAAGGCCGACGUCACAAUCAAGAUGAAGUUUCUUGAAGAGAACAAGGUGAAGGUGAUGCACAAGCAGUUGCUGCUGUUCCACAACGCGGUGUCAUCUUACUUUUCGGGCAACCAGGCCUCUCUUGAGGCCACCCUCAAGCAGUUCAACAUCAAGGUGAAGAACCCAAACUCCAACUCCCCGUCCUGGCUGGAGCAGUGAGGCUCGCGACAGCUUGGGCCUAGUCUCUGGCGUCGGCCUCUCUUGUCUCUCUCUCUCUCUCUCUCGCUCGGCCUGUCUUUGGGACGAUUACACCAGUGAUCAUUCUGUCGGGAGGGGAUGGGUGUGAGAUGAGUCGGCACACCGUGCUUUGAUGCUGGCCUUGGAGGGUUGUUCAGACUCCUUUUUUUUUUUUUUGCUCUCUCUCUCUUAGUUUCAAAGGCCACUGCUGUGUUGCAUGUGUCUACACUGUCAGACAGACGCAUAUUUUUGGAAGGUGCAUGACCGAGCAAGUUGGGAGAGCAGGUGCAGUAUACAAUGUAGCUAUUGGAGCUGUUGCGCAGCUGUUUUCUGUUGUGGAAGUCUUGAAAGUGCAGGUGCACACGUACCGUUUCCGAUAUACUUUCGUUAACAACCUUCACCACUUCAGCACCCUUUGUGCUGCUUCUUCUUUAUCUGUUUUUUGUUGUGUGAUAAGGGAAAUGUUGUUCUUUUGUACCACUGCAUUGACACCUGCCAUUGAUGUUUGGUAUGACAACACACGUAGUAUAAUUGCUACAGUUUCUUGUAUCUAAAUGCUUGGAAUGUUACAAUGCACUGAAUCAUGGCAAGGGUAUGAGAUGGCAGCCAUCAAUGCCAUAUUUUGUGGAAGUCACAAGACAGGAUAUGUGUGUAUCCUGGUCACUUGUAAUUGAAUGGCAGGGCCCUGCACAAAUGUGUUGCAGGUACAGUGUUUCUGUUUAUUUUCAUGUAGCAGUGCAUCAUUGGUAGCCCCAUGUUUGAUAUUCGGCACAUUUUGUAUGGUACCAACCAUGUGGCUCCUCAGUUCUGUAAUAUGCAACCCCCCCUCCCCCCACCUUUUUUUUAUUAAGUUAGUCUUACUCAAUGCUGCCCCAUUCACUGUGAAUGCUCAGUAGCGCCAUCAGCGUUUCCUGUGUUGUUUGUUUUCAUUUUGCAGCGAUGGUGGCGUGGUGUGUAGCCAUCUGGUUUGCACUGCACGGCUGCGGUGUUUCUUCCCUGAGGUUGUGACCGAAACUUGUGUGUGACGUUCAGGGUGCCCAAUGCCACGGUUUCCACUUGUCUGCUAACACUGUCGAUGCACUGUGGUAGCAUGUGUUUGUCAAAAGACAAGGGCAAAUGAAAGAAGCCUAGCACCAUCCUUCUCUUCUGUGUGGUUCACAUGACUGUUUCUACUGAAUGAAAGAAAAACUUCGGGCAGAAAGCAAAAAGAAAGGCAUGCAAAGGGUGAUCGUGCAGUUAAAUUUUUGAGUUGAGCUUAUUUGUUAUCAUGUCACACUGCUUUGGGACCAGGUUGAUGACAUCAUAACUUAUCUGAUCUUUAAAUUUCACAUUGCUCAUCUGCAAUAUUGUGCACACUUGUUUUCCACGCUCAGCCCUCAUUUUCAAUAUCUCCAAGAGUAUCAUAGCAUCUUCAAUGCUGAAGUCCACAGAGCUACUUAUUUAUUUCUCCUAUGUUACCAAAAUUUUGCUUUUAUUAUUGUAUAGUCUCCAAAAGGCACAAUGAAGACGAUUAUCAUUAAGCUGCAUAUGCCUGGUUCAUUACUGUGAUCUGCAAGUAGAUAGCUCAAGAAAACUUCAGGAAGUGUCCACAUGGAAGCCAUUGUGACACUGCACACUGAGGGUUGCCCAGAGCUGGGAGGACAUCGUAAAUGCUGUAUGGAGCACAUAAUUGCCUUCCUGUCAUGAUGCUGCAAAAUGUGAUCGAUUUCGAAGGUAGCUGUGGCCUAUACAUGCUUCAUCUUGCCAAUUCCAUGAACUUCUGGGAAAGAUAGCAAGUCAUGUCAGCCAUAUAUGAGCAACAGCAGGGAGAAGGGCUUGUUUAAUGUCCGCCAACAAUCCUCCCAUGUGCAAGUCAGCUGAAUAGAAUUAUCACAGUAAAAUUAGCGGCGCACAUUGUACACGAAGCAUUGCACCUCAGGACGCGAAGCAUUGCACCGCAUUCUUGUUCUUCAUUGGCAGGUGUGUUCCAUAGCUUUUGUUGCAGGCGGUGAGACAGAAUGCAGACAAUUUUGAUUGCAGUAUUAAGCAUAGCAUUUUCACUAACAUUUUACCUGGUUUACUUUCUUCUCUCAUUCUUAGAUUUUUCCUUUUCUUUACUCGAGCAUCUAGUUUUCCUGAUAAGGGAAUACUUCUCGCUUUGUAUUUGCCAGAGAAACAAUACUUUAGUCUGAUGUUUUGACAUGUGUCAUACAACCAUGUCGUCUUCGUUAGCAUUCCACUCUGCCAACAUAUCAAGUGAGGCGGCGUUUGCUGGGCACUCUUUUCAGUGCGAGAUGAAAUGAUGUAGGAGUUGGUGUGGUUAAAUUAGAAAGGCUUGCCUCGUCAUGGUGGCCAGCUCAUUUACUAACUGAGACAUUGUGGUUUAUUGUUUGCUUCUUGUAUAUAUAUAUAUUAGGUGUAGUUUAUUUGUAGGCAAAUUGGAGUUUAAUUUCUUCAUGUUAUGUCGGAUGCUCUUGCUUGGAAUGACCCUUUGAAAGGAGUGCAUUUAGUUUUAGGAUUUUUAGCUUUUCCUUUUCUUUCUGUUCCUUGUGAAUUUCCAGCAUUAUUUUUUGUUCUUUGUUUUGUUUUUACAGACACAUUAAGGAAAGGCGGGGCCACCAACAUCUUUUACAUCUCAGGAGGUGUAGACAGGUUGUCCAACUUUUCAUAGUUACGUGGAAAGGCUGAUGUAAUCGCCUAGUGGAGCACAAUUCUGUGACUCUUAAAAUGCUCUGUUUGCCUUCUUUUUUUUUUUUCUGACCUGUUGUCUGUAUGUGUUGCUUCUUAUUGCACACCUCUAAUUUGUUGCAGCCAUUCCUCUAGUCAGAAAUUUGCGCAGUUGCCAUAGCUUUGCCCAAGGCAUAAUGGAUUUCGUUUUGUGUGUGCGUGUAUAUAAGGGUAAAGACAGUAAAAGAUUGCUCUCUGCUGGUGCCUCUAUCAAGCUUAUAGCGUACUGUGUUUGUAGACAACAGAUCUUUAUGUGUUCAAAAAAGUUUUUUUUGCUUUUUUACACUUCUUACUAAAGUGCAGCGUGAGUGUUCACGCUCUAACCGUUGUGGCAGGUCGUCACGUGGAGGUCGGCAAGUGCUAUACUUGGGCUAGAUUGGUGUGUGUGUGUUCUUCUAGAAGUCAGAACAGUGGCAGAACAGUUUUGGCCUUUUAGCUGUGGCCACUGUUUUUGAAGCCUUUUAACUAAACACUGUCUGGCUUAGCUUUGCACUUGGCUUGCCUUUUUACUCCAGUUGUCAUGCUCUUUGGUUGACUAUGAGAUUUUUGUUAUUUAAGAGGAAUGCAUUUAUAAGUUAGGACCUGUUUUUAAAGCAUAGGUUUGUGUUAAGCAAUUUUUCUCUU
This is a messenger RNA of Dermacentor silvarum, 4730 nucleotides long. It is a transcript of the gene Arfip, whose product is annotated as arfaptin-2. The record is from RefSeq and is a predicted model, not a curated record. Lineage: Eukaryota; Metazoa; Arthropoda; Arachnida; Ixodida; Ixodidae. Gene Ontology annotation, molecular function: phospholipid binding; protein domain specific binding. The transcript is spliced from 8 exons. The coding region runs from base 216 to 1382 and encodes 388 amino acids. Gene Ontology annotation, biological process: regulation of Arp2/3 complex-mediated actin nucleation; intracellular protein transport. Gene Ontology annotation, cellular component: trans-Golgi network membrane.